AGGUUUAAAAUCACCUAAGUUGUACUUACGUUGUCGAUGUAUUUGAUGUCUGCUUUUCAUAGAUCAGUUUUGAGAAUCAGAUAUCUCCUGACGGGGUAUUGGACUAUGAGAGUCGGAUAUCUCCACAUGAGGUAUCAGACUAUGACAAAGUUGCUCGUGAUUGCACAUCAUCAUUGGAAGUAGUUGCAGUCAAUAUGUCAUCACCAACCUGUGAGGAUGAAGGUCUGCCGUCUUGGGCACAGAGCUGGCAUAUCCCAUUUAGGAAUAUGAUGAUCGGCGACAUGGUUUUGGGCAAGGGAAAUUUCGGUGAAGUUCGUUACGGAGCAGUGAAGGUUGAAGGAGAAGAUUUCAAGGCUGCUAUAAAGACACUGAAGGCUUACGAGUCGAAAAAUGAUCGACAGAAUUUCAUGGAUGAAUUCAGAAUUCUGACCAAAAUUGGACGGCACCCGAACGUGGUCAGUAUUCUUGGUGCUUGUCAACAUGAUGACAUUCUGUACGUGGCUUUGGAGUUCAUGCCGAACGGGGAUCUGCGCACCCACCUGAGAAACGCUAGAUCCCAGGAUGACGAUGGACAGUCAUCUCUGUCUUCAUAUGCAAAGCUGAUUCAGUUUGCUUUCGAUGUUGCCAAAGGAAUGCAGCACCUGGCUGCAUUGAGAGUGAUUCAUCGUGAUUUGGCGGCAAGAAACAUCCUUCUUGACAAUCAACUGGUUGCCAAGGUUUCUGAUUUUGGUUUAUCGCGAGGGGAAGAUAUCUACGUGCAGACAUCACAGACUCGUGUUCCUACUCGCUGGCUGUCGCCAGAGUCGUUGACUUAUAAUGCCUACACAUCCAAGAGUGACGUAUGGUCCUUUGGAAUCCUUCUCUGGGAAAUUGCGACCCUAGGUGCCACUCCUUAUGAAAACAUAACAACUAAGGACCUGAUGUCGAGGUUGGAGAUUGGAUAUCGGAUGGCCAAACCAAGCAACUGUGAUGAUGAAAUCUACAACCUGAUGUUGAUGUGCUGGCAGGUAGACCCGGCCAAACGGCCUAGUUUCAAUCAACUAGUGACUCGUCUGACCAGUAUGGCUGACAACCCAAAUGAGCAAACGUACAUGCGAAUGCUACCGAAGACUGAGGAAUACAUGCACAUGAUGAUUCGCCCAGAGUUUGAUGACAACUAACAAAAAAGCAGUAAACAUCGAAGCUGAAGAGAAUGUAAACCAUGGCUGAAGCGGAUCUUUCAACAUUUUUAAGCGCGUAAAAACG
Molecule: messenger RNA, 1245 nt
Organism: Patiria miniata (bat star)
Lineage: Eukaryota; Metazoa; Echinodermata; Asteroidea; Valvatida; Asterinidae
Product: angiopoietin-1 receptor-like
Exons: 9
Coding region: 195-1160 (321 amino acids)
Biological process (GO): cell surface receptor protein tyrosine kinase signaling pathway; protein phosphorylation; multicellular organism development
Cellular component (GO): signaling receptor complex
Molecular function (GO): transmembrane receptor protein tyrosine kinase activity; ATP binding
Source: RefSeq, a predicted model, not a curated record